This is a messenger RNA of Prorocentrum cordatum, 750 nucleotides long. NCBI's taxonomy places the organism in Eukaryota, Dinophyceae, Prorocentrales, Prorocentraceae. The record is from the annotation of a GenBank genome assembly.
AUGCCCCGAGCGCGGGCGGGCACGCGCGGGAGCGCUCUCGGGGCGCGACCACGAGCCCCGCGCGCAAGCGGGCACGCGCGACAGCGCCCCCGGGGCACGCCGGAGAGCGCGGCGAACCAUCGUCUCUUCGUCGGGAGCCGCCGCCUCUUCGUCGGGGGCCGUAGACCACCUCUUUGGAAUCAGGUCGUCAAGAGUCAAGAAAAGAUGGAGCGCAAGCACUCGGCGGCGCACGCGGCGGAGGCGCGGCCAGGCCCCCUGAGCCCGAGGCGGCGCUCGGCCGCCCGUCUGGGUCAUCUUCAGCGGCCCGCUCGGCGCGAUCCAGGCCACGCGCUGCGGCGGCAACCGCAGCCCCCACCUCGCCUUCUACGCUGCCUCCUCCACCACAUCGAGCGCGGCGGCCGCGCGGGCGGGCCGCGAGCCGCGGCGGCACCGCAGGCGACGGCCGUCAGCGGCAGCCGCCGCUGCGGCGGCGGCGCGGCGGCACCCGCCAGCGACAGCAGCGGCGGCGGCAGCGCCAUGACGGGCGUCGGCUGCACGCCCGAACGAGGGCCAGGCACCUGCUGCCGAGAGCACGUGGGGAAGAGCUCCACGGCAGCACAGGCCGCGCGAGCGGCUGCCGACCACGCAGCCCCCCCGACCAGCACGCGCGGCGCGACGUCGUCGAAAUUCGCCGCAGCGAUCAAAUUGGUAUCCAGUCGCGCUGUCGACGACGGUGAUGCAGCGCUGGGGAAUCACCCUCCUUUUACUUGA